Messenger RNA from Fulvia fulva, 1728 nucleotides. RefSeq lists its product as uncharacterized. Gene Ontology annotation, molecular function: sequence-specific DNA binding; DNA-binding transcription factor activity, RNA polymerase II-specific. NCBI's taxonomy places the organism in Eukaryota, Fungi, Ascomycota, Dothideomycetes, Mycosphaerellales, Mycosphaerellaceae. Gene Ontology annotation, cellular component: nucleus. The transcript has a single exon. The record is from RefSeq and is a predicted model, not a curated record. Bases 1 to 1728 code for a protein of 575 amino acids. Gene Ontology annotation, biological process: regulation of transcription by RNA polymerase II.
AUGCCCCGCUCGCCAAAGAGACACGGCCUUGUUAUCGAGGACGCCAGCUGGCGAUGGUCAGAAGAAAGCACUCCGCCCCGACUGACCAUAUCACCGAGCUCAUCCAACGAGAGCAUCGACAGACUGAUGCCAUCUACCCCAAGGUCCAAGCCAUCAACACCACUCAGCGAGAAGACCAUGUCACUGGCCUUGACUCCGACUCCGACUGCGACUUCCGCUGAUACCGAGUCGAUGCUGCUUCCUGGAUUCCACUUCUCUACCACUGACGAAAGCGUGGAUGCUGCCGAGUUCCACCGCAUCGCCGCCCAGCUACUGUCUGGGGAGCAGUCGAAGCGCGAUUCUUUCGUCUCAGAUGAAGUUGCUGAGGCUGCAAGGCCCCGACAGCUUCACUGUGACCUCGGAAAGGAUCCUUCUGGGAGAUAUUGCUGUUCGUGUGGCAAAUCUUACAACACUCAAUCACGCUUGCGUGAGCAUACUCAAGCAUGCGCUGGCACUACCAAUUAUCCCUGUCCGACUUGCGACAAGAUAUUUACGUCCCAAACGCGACUGGAUCGACACAUCUCUUCAAGACACAACGACAACAAAGAAGCUUGUCCUGAGUGCGGUGAGAUGUUCCGCGCGGAUCGUCUUCCUCUCCACCUUGCAUUCGGUCUUGGGGGGUGCGAUGGCAUGGUUCAGGCAUCUUUAGGACCUGCACCCGAAAUAGAUCAGGUUUACCGGCAUAGCGCUAGAGCUUCCACAUCGCAACACUACUGGAUCUAUGAUGGCGACCUUCGAUGGAGACUGAGUCUGGGUACCAAGCACGACUCCGGCUAUGAUGAAGACAAAGCCGAGGAGCAGACUAUGACCUUCGUUACCCGCCUGCUUCAGCGAUCACAAGAAUCGUCAGAACCAUGCGAUCUGUGCGGCGAGACCUUCGCGACCCAAGACGCACUCACGCAGCACAUCGGCGAGCACUCUCUGGACUUCAACGAGAAACGUCAUCGAUGCGACGAAUGCAUGAUCUAUUUCGCGCACGAAAAAGAUCUGGAACGACAUCUGCAGUCUGUGAACCUUAACCAACAUUGUGGCUUCACAUUCCGGCACUGUGCUGGGGCUUGCACGGGUCACCACCCUCCAACAUACUACAAGUCCAGCCUCUGCAACGAUCACAACUUAAUGCAGAAACACCUCUGGUCUUGGGAACUUUGCCAAUUGAGGACGCAUCGCGCUACCGUGGCACGCAUGCUCGCCCAGCGCGUCAGCAAGACCGCUUCGCCGCACAUGUCGGUGCAGGACUGCAAGCGUACAUAUCACUCCGUGCUGCCGCAUAUGAGCAUCGCAAGCCGUGACAGCAUUCGCUCGGACGCCAGCUGGUCCAGAGUGCGGCGUCCAUCGGAGACAUCUGAGCUCGUUGCGCACUUCAGCCGCAUCGUCUCCCAGACGUACCCAAAGGAAGACCUGGUCCGACUCAAGGAACUCCAAGAAGCUGAUGCUCUCCUCGGUGCUCGUCCAGACUCAGCCGUCUUGUCUAGUCCCCGCGACUCGAAGCACAUCUCGAAACGGAAAAGCAUCGUCGACCUCGCCAAGCGCAAGACGGUCCUCGAUGGUGUCAAAUACGGCCAUAAACGAGGUAGUUCCAAUCCUUUGAGCUUUCUGAGGCGUACAGCUAGUAGUGAAGAUGCCAGGCCCCAAUCAUUGCCUGCCACCGCGCUGGGUAGCACGCCGUUGGUAAAGCUGUCUGCUUGA